AUGACAUCUAUAUCGAAAUUGUCAAUUCUUAUUCUAUCGUUAUUCUCCUUGACAGAUGCCGCCUUUCAGUUACAAGGAUGUUUCCCGGAAUCUGCAUUACAGGGAUUGACCUUUGCCGAUGAGUACAUUUGGCAGUCGUCCGGCCAUUGCGAGGAACAGUGUCCGGAUUCGUACAUUGCAGCCACCACAGAGGGAAACAAGUGCUACUGUGCCUCUAAUAUUGAUCUAUCCGCCGAGGCAAGCUCGAGUAGCUGCUCGGCAAAAUGUUCAGGGUACCCAGAGGAGAUGUGUGGUGCAGACAACUACUUCAAUGUUUACAUCAACGGCGAUGCCAGCGCCAGUUCGGCAUCGAGCUCACCAUCAACUAGCUCGUCUACAUCGUCUAGCUCGAGUACGUCGUCUACAUCGUCUAGCUCGAGUACGUCGUCUACGUCGUCAUUGUCCACAGGAUCCUCAUCCGAUGCUGAAACAACUUCCACGUCCUUGCAAUCGGAUUCGACGUUGUCCACUUCAACAUCAACUGAUGGCCAGUCGUCCACUUCAAUCUGGCAAACCACUUCCUCUUCAUCAACUGAGGCGUAUUCUACAGUGUCAUCAACUUCAGAGGAACCGUCUACUACUUCAACUCCCUUGUCUUCCUCGUCAUCGUCAACAGAAUCUUCAAGUUCUACAACCCCGUCCCCAACUUCCACUUCUCAAGUCCCAGAGUCAACUAGUUAUGUAGAAUCCGAAAUCACAAGCACGGCAAUCAUCUCCUCAACUUUCGUCUCCACCUCGGUGCUCAACUCCCGCCAAACCCUAAUUACAAUUGUGCAGAGUGUGACGUCGGUUUCGGUUCAAGUCAGAACCGCUACAGCAGUGCAUACUGCAACCGUUGUGCCAACCCUGUUGAACUCCAACGGAAACUCCAACAACAAGCAAAAGAAGUCUUCAGGAAUAUCAGGAGGCGCUAUUGCCGGCAUUGUCAUUGGUGUCGUUGCAGGUGUACUUAUAAUAGGAGGCAUGCUUCUAUGGCUACUCGGGGUUCCUCUACUUUGUAUUCCGGCAAGACGCAGACAAGAUGAUGAUGAUGAAAAAUCAAUAAGAGACGACGAUUCUCUCGCUUAUGCAAACCCUCAUGAUGCUGCAAUUGCCGGCGUUGCCGGCUACGGCCGAACACCGGGAUACUUGUUAAGCCCCGAUCAAUUAAGCAUAGGUUACGGGAACAGGCGUUUUAGCGCAAGUAGCUUGCCAGAUGCUGCCAAUGGUAGCCAUAGCGAAAGUGACUCUUCUAAAGGCGGAGGUUUGAGAGUUAUAAAUCCAGAUCAACUAAGUGAAGCCGACUUGGAUUCCAUGAGGUGA
Messenger RNA from Pichia kudriavzevii, 1341 nucleotides. RefSeq lists its product as uncharacterized. The transcript has a single exon. The record is from RefSeq and is a predicted model, not a curated record. Gene Ontology annotation, cellular component: plasma membrane. The coding region runs from base 1 to 1341 and encodes 446 amino acids. Lineage: Eukaryota; Fungi; Ascomycota; Pichiomycetes; Pichiales; Pichiaceae.